CAUCUCUGUUUAAUUUAAAUUUCUGAUAAGAAAAAUUAAUUUUCUUCUUCACUGAUGGAGAAUUGUCUUUCUGGGUUACGAUUCACAGAUUGCAGAACCCAUUUUUUAAUUUAAUCUUCCAAACUUGGAAAAAAAAUCUCCACUUGAAAAUUUUAUUGGUUUGGCUUGUAUUUUCCUUUUCAUAAAAUAUUAAAGAUAUUUGUUUCUUCCCUUUACACUUCUCUGAAAAUCAAUCUUUUUUCUUGAGGCAGCCACCUUAUCUCUCCCUUAUCUGUGUCUCUCUUCAUGUUCUUCUCUUGAGAAAACCUACCUCUGAAUUUUCUUGAAGGAACCUAAGAGAGGGGAGACAUGGAGGCUGUCUUACAAACCAAAGGGCUUCUCUCUCUUCCCUCAAACCCCAGAACCAAGGUUUUUCAAUCUUCUUUGGGAUUAAAGCAGAGAUUUUUCUCCACCAAACCCAAAACCCCAGGUGGGUUUUCUCUAUCCUCCAAUGGGUUCCCGAAAUUUCCAAGCUUUGUCCCAAAAAAUCAUGGGGUUGCCCCAGUAGAGAGGAACUUGUUCAUCUGCAGGGCUGAGGCUGCAGCUGCUGGGCAGCCAGCAUUUGGGGAAUCUGAGCAGCCCAAGUUCCUUGGGAUUGAGACUGUGACCCUCAAGAAAAUCAUCCCGCUUGGGUUGAUGUUCUUUUGUAUUUUGUUCAAUUACACAAUCCUCAGGGACACAAAAGAUGUGUUGGUUGUGACAGCCAAAGGGAGCAGUGCAGAGAUUAUACCUUUUUUGAAGACCUGGGUGAAUCUGCCUAUGGCUGUUGGGUUUAUGCUACUCUACACAAAACUCUCUAAUGUUUUGUCCAAGAAGGCUCUCUUCUACACUGUUAUUCUACCUUUUAUCGCCUUUUUUGGGGCGUUCGGGUUCGUCCUGUAUCCUCUCAGUGGCUAUAUCCACCCUGAAGCCCUUGCUGAUAGUCUUCUCAACGUUCUCGGCCCGAGAUUCCUUGGUCCUCUUGCAAUUUUGAGGAUUUGGAGCUUUUGUUUGUUCUAUGUCAUGGCUGAAUUGUGGGGGAGCGUCGUGAUUUCUGUGCUUUUCUGGGGGUUUGCCAAUCAGAUCACUACCGUUGAGGAAGCAAAGAGGUUCUACCCUCUUUUUGGAUUGGGAGCGAACGUUGCACUAAUUUUCUCAGGCAGAACAGUGAAGUAUUUCUCUAAUCUGAGGCAAAAUUUGGGUCCUGGAGUUGAUGGCUGGGCCAUGUCCUUAAGGGGUAUGAUGAGCAUUGUGGUGUUGUUGGGGUUAACUAUCUGUGGCCUGUACUGGUGGGUAAACACUUAUGUUCCUCUUCCCACCCGUAGCAAGAAGAAGAAGGAGAAGCCAAAGAUGGGGACAAUGGAGAGCUUGAAAUUUUUGGUGUCUUCACCGUACAUCAGAGAUCUUGCCACUUUGGUGGUUGCAUAUGGUAUUAGUAUCAACCUUGUGGAGGUUACAUGGAAAUCGAAGCUCAAAGCUCAGUUUCCAAGCCCAAAUGAGUACUCUUCUUUUAUGGGCGACUUCUCAACUGCCACCGGAAUAGCAACUUUCACAAUGAUGUUGCUAAGCCAAGUUAUAUUCGAAAAAUAUGGAUGGGGAGUUGCUGCCAAGAUCACACCUACAGUGCUACUUCUGACUGGAGUUGGUUUCUUCUCUCUGAUAUUGUUUGGUGGCCCACUUUCACCCGCUAUUGCGAGCCUUGGGAUGACUCCUCUUCUUGCAGCAGUAUAUGUGGGUGCUCUGCAAAACAUUUUCAGCAAGAGUGCCAAGUACAGCUUGUUUGACCCAUGCAAAGAAAUGGCAUAUAUUCCCUUGGAUGAGGACACCAAGGUUAAAGGAAAGGCGGCCAUUGAUGUUGUCUGCAACCCAUUGGGGAAGUCUGGUGGUGCUCUGAUUCAGCAGUUUAUGAUUUUAACCUUUGGAUCACUUGCCAACUCAACACCUUACCUUGGAGGAAUACUUCUGGUGAUUGUUCUUGCAUGGCUGGCAGCAGCCAGGUCUCUAGACACCCAGUUCACUGCAUUGCGAAGGGAGGAAGAGCUCGAGAAGGAGAUGGAAAGAGCGGCAGUUAAGAUCCCAGUUGUGGCCCAAGAGGGAGGUCGGAAUGGUCCUCUUGCCAGCGACUCAGUGCUGAAUCCAACAGCCGGAGACUCAACCGGUGGAAAACCUCCGCGCAGAAUAUGAUGUGUCCUGUUUGAGGAAGAACCAGAGGGUUGAUGAGAUUGAGAAGCAGCAAUAUUUGGUGAAGUUAUUGGUUGGUAGGAUCUUAGUUUGCUUAAAAAAUAAACAGCUGAUGACUUCUUAUGAGUCCAGUUUAUUCAUAGGCAUUGAAAUUGCAUUAUCUGUUUAGUUGAAGUUGCUAAUAGUUUAAUUGGAUUGAAUUAAUAAACUUGGUUGAUUCAUUAUUUAGAAAUGUUAUUCUUAUUGGAAAUAUUGUAUGCAUAAAGCUAAGCAUUCCAGAUUUUACAUGCA
Pyrus x bretschneideri (Chinese white pear) is the source of this 2490-nucleotide messenger RNA. RefSeq names its product plastidic ATP/ADP-transporter. Gene Ontology annotation, molecular function: ATP:ADP antiporter activity. Gene Ontology annotation, biological process: nucleotide transport. The coding region runs from base 349 to 2202 and encodes 617 amino acids. The record is from RefSeq and is a predicted model, not a curated record. The transcript is spliced from 5 exons. Gene Ontology annotation, cellular component: membrane. NCBI's taxonomy places the organism in Eukaryota, Viridiplantae, Streptophyta, Magnoliopsida, Rosales, Rosaceae.